AUGCACGGAACCAAAGUGGGAGAGCGCACAUCCGGUUCAAAUGCCAGCUCUAGCUCUACCUCCCCCUCCAAACGUGCUGGCUCUGUGGAAAUGUCAGGGGACAGACCUCAAUCUGAGGUAACAUCCAUCGGACCUAGUGCCAGAGAACAUCUAUGCUUAUGUCCUUCUGAGCCGAAGAUCCCAAGACCACGAAACUCGUUCAUGUUGUUCCGUCAGCAUCGGCAGUCCAGUAUCAUGGCACAAAAUCCAGGGCUUCAAAUUCCGGACGUGUCAAAGAUCAUCGGUGAACAAUGGAGGAGGCUGUCAUCAGAGGCCAAAGAGGAAUGGAAUAUGCUUGCGGAAGAAGAGAAAGCCCGCCAUCAGCAACAGUAUCCUGGAUAUCGUUAUCAGCCUCGUCGGAACGGCAAAGUCAGCAAUCAACCCUCGAUAUCUGGUCCUUCUGCCACUGAGCCGCAAGAUCCAUGCCGCAAGUGCGGUGGGAAACCCAUGAGCUACUACAACAAUCCGAGUCCGAUACAUAAUCCUUCUACUUCUGCCGAAUCGCAAGCCAUGGCGAUGCAAGUUCCUGCCAAACGCAGCUACAUUGUCAGUAAUCCUCCUCCUCCUCCUCAUCCUCAACGGAUGCAACCAGCGUCACCUCAGCCCCAAGGCCAGCAGAAAGCAUUUAUCGAAGCAUAUCCCUACCAGCGAGUCGACCCUCGAUUGGUCUACGCAUUGCCAUCGGCCCAGCCACUCCCGACUCCCCCUUCGUCUGAUACACAGGAUGCAAAGAGAAGACGCUUCAAUAGCAAUGGCGUCUAUAUCACUGGUCGAGAACAAUACCACGAAACACCAUAUGUAUAUGCGCAAUCCCCAGUCCACCACAGCGGAUACAGCCGUCCUGAGGUUGUACAGGUACACGCAUCACAGGUACCAGUCCAGCACGUUCAGCAAGUCGCCAAACCCGCCAUCGUCUCACCUCCGCGAGCAGUAUAUCCACAUCCCCCACAACUUCAGCCCGUUCGGCCACCUCAUUCACAUCACCGAGCAAGAUCAACUAUUGCUUUACCUCCUAUUGAAACAAUGGUAUCCCAAACGCCGAUAAAAUCGCCGUCGGUCCAAUCACAGGGCUCAGGGGUUGAAGCAAUGAUCAUGUCAAUUCCAGUCCUCAACAAAAUCAAGGUCCUUUCUCAGAUAUCUGCUCCAUUACCUCCUCCUGGUCCUCUCUCUCCGAAACCUGAAGUACGUGGAGCCAUCAUAGCAAUCGAAGGCAUGGAUACCGCAACUGUCCACAGUAUGAUGAAUUCGCUUGCGGAACAACUUGAGAAGGAAGGGAAAUUUGCCGUCAGAAUAUUUGGUGGACCAACGCCAUUCCAUACCGAGAGGGCUGGGUCUAAUACACUACUAACUCGAGCAAUGACCACUGAGCUCUACUUGAGCAUGCUCAGUGAAUGGCACCAAAUCAGCAAGGAGAUGGUUGAUUACAUCAGUACAAGACCAGGAGAUGCUGAUAUGACUCGUUAUUCUGUGCCCAGAUUGUCCUCCCAAUCUCAUGAGGCCUUGCAAGAGCAUCUUCAUCAUCCCACAGACACUGGGCAUGAGCGCAAAACACUAGAGAAGGUGGUUACGAAUUUUGAUGGCAAGGGCAAUACGGCGUCCAAUUCGGCUGUAUUCAGCCCCAAGACGAUAGACAAAUCUGCUGAACUUCCAAUUCAGUCGCCCGCAGGCAAAGGCCGAAGCCAGAGCACAUCAGGCAUGGGUGAUGGUAGUGUCCGACCAGCGCUAACUACAGUUUCUCGACCAUCUAACUCUACUCGCAUCCCUCCGCCUCCAACAACGCCACCCACUACUACAAAGCCGUCGUCCAGAAUCCCACCGCCGCGGACUCCCCAACCACGGUCUAUUGUGUCUGAUCCGGACAGAGUACCUUUCUCACGUCUCAGCAGCAACGCUAUCCCCGUCGCUCUCGUUCCACAUUUCCAACUCACCACUGUUGAUGCCUCGUCGAUUUCCAUGCCCAUUAGCGAUGGCUUCUCACCACCAGCACACUGGCAGUGGUUCGCCACUCUCUGGCGCGGAAGUAUCGGUCCAGACAUCACAAUCGUGGUCAAGGGUGUCGAGGAUGAAGGCGACGCGGUGGAACCCGGUCGGGCAUCGGUCGGGGGCAUCGUCAAUACUCCCAUGGGCGGACGAGAGAGAUAUUCAAGCUCGGUGGGACACUCGGGCGUAGAGAUCAGACUGAAUGACUGCCGUGCCGUUAUUGUCAAGACUGCCAUCAUUGGCAUGUCCACCCAAACGAGCGCAUCUGUGGCCGUUGGAGAAGACAACGGGGCAGGAGCAGAGAGUCAAGGAGAGAAUCAGGUCGCAAAAGGGGUAUCUAGCUCGUCGAAUUCAGUGUCGGGCCCAGCCAGUGCAGCAUAUCAGGCCAAAGAGAUGGAGAAUUGGGAAAAGGCGAAGCGUAGGGUCGGGUUUGAGGUUGAAGAGUUUUUGCGACGAUAG
Messenger RNA from Exophiala spinifera, 2478 nucleotides. RefSeq lists its product as uncharacterized. Gene Ontology annotation, molecular function: RNA polymerase II cis-regulatory region sequence-specific DNA binding; DNA-binding transcription factor activity, RNA polymerase II-specific. Lineage: Eukaryota; Fungi; Ascomycota; Eurotiomycetes; Chaetothyriales; Herpotrichiellaceae. Gene Ontology annotation, biological process: negative regulation of transcription by RNA polymerase II; cell differentiation; anatomical structure morphogenesis. The coding region runs from base 1 to 2478 and encodes 825 amino acids. The record is from RefSeq and is a predicted model, not a curated record. The transcript is spliced from 3 exons.